Messenger RNA from Pieris macdunnoughi, 474 nucleotides. The record is from the annotation of a GenBank genome assembly. NCBI's taxonomy places the organism in Eukaryota, Metazoa, Arthropoda, Insecta, Lepidoptera, Pieridae.
AUGAGCAAUGGGCCUCCGUAUAGUUAUAAGUAUGGUCGCAGAAGAGUCUAUCGUGGACGUGGGGAGCGAUAUGCUCAAAGUUGCAUUAAGGAGCGUGUUCCUUUUGGAGGCGGUUCGUUUAUGGUCUGGGGUGGCAUAUCGAUGAACGGGCGAACAGAACUAGUAUUCAUAGACAUGGUCCGUCAAAACGGUAGUAGAGGAGGUUUGACUGCACAUCGCUACAUAACAGAGAUCUUAGAAAAUCAAAAUUUUACUUUAAUGCAGGAUAAUGCCCGGCCGCACGCUGCUGCACAAGUUCGACAACAUUGCGAAGAGAGCUGUAUAUGCGAGAAAUCCUGUGCCUACGACAGUGGCAUAACUAAGAACACCAAUUUCAGAAGAAUGCCGCAAGAUGUUUUAAAAACCCCAAUCAAAUCUAUGCGGAACCGAUUAGAAUCCAUAAUAAGGGCACGUGGAGGUAAUACACCUUAUUAA